This is a messenger RNA of Dromiciops gliroides (monito del monte), 4718 nucleotides long. It is a transcript of the gene ERGIC2, whose product is annotated as ERGIC and golgi 2. Bases 157 to 1293 code for a protein of 378 amino acids. Gene Ontology annotation, cellular component: COPII-coated ER to Golgi transport vesicle; membrane; endoplasmic reticulum. Gene Ontology annotation, biological process: endoplasmic reticulum to Golgi vesicle-mediated transport; retrograde vesicle-mediated transport, Golgi to endoplasmic reticulum. The record is from RefSeq and is a predicted model, not a curated record. Lineage: Eukaryota; Metazoa; Chordata; Mammalia; Microbiotheria; Microbiotheriidae. The transcript is spliced from 15 exons.
CUCGGGACUCUGAGUGGCUGAGGGCUUCCGUGUAUCAUGGCGGUCGGCGUGUACUGUACCAUAAGAGAUAAAAUUUUUCUUCUGAGGACUGCUUUAGCUGCACCCCCACAACUUUGAGUGGCUAUAUGAAGGAAGAGGUGGAAGACUCUACUGAAGAUGAGGCGACUGAGUCGAAAAAAAACCUUAAAUUUGGUGAAAGAAUUGGAUGCCUUUCCAAAGGUUCCUGUAAGCUAUGUAGAGACUUCAGCAGUUGGGGGUACAGUUUCUCUAAUAGCAUUUACUACAAUGGCUUUGUUAACUAUAAUGGAGUUUUCAGUAUAUCAAGAUACUUGGAUGAAGUAUGAAUAUGAAGUAGACAAGGAUUUUUCUAGCAAGUUAAGAAUCAAUAUAGAUAUUACUGUGGCUAUGAAGUGUCAGUAUGUUGGUGCUGAUGUAUUGGAUUUAGCAGAAACAAUGGUUGCAGCUGCAGAUGGUCUAGUUUAUGAAUCAGUAAUAUUUGAUCUCUCACCCCAACAAAGAGAGUGGCAGAGAAUGUUACAGACGAUUCAGAGUAGGCUGCAAGAGGAACAUUCAUUACAAGAUGUGAUAUUCAAAAGUGCUUUUAAAAGUGCCUCAACAGCACUACCCCCAAGGGAAGAUAAUUCAUUACAACCUCCAGAUGCAUGCAGAAUUCAUGGUCAUCUAUAUGUCAAUAAAGUAGCAGGGAAUUUUCACAUAACUGUGGGCAAGGCAAUUCCACAUCCCCGAGGUCAUGCACACCUGGCAGCACUUGUCAGCCAUGACUCCUACAACUUUUCCCACAGAAUAGAUCAUUUGUCUUUUGGUGAACUUGUUCCAGGAAUUAUUAAUCCGUUAGAUGGAACUGAAAAAAUUGCUAUAGAUCACAACCAGAUGUUCCAAUACUUCAUCACAGUUGUGCCAACAAAACUCAAUACAUACAAAAUCUCAGCAGACACUCACCAGUUUUCAGUGACAGAAAGGGAACGUGCCAUUAACCAUGCAGCAGGAAGCCAUGGGGUAUCUGGGAUAUUUAUGAAAUAUGAUCUUAGUUCCCUUAUGGUAACAGUGACUGAAGAACAUAUGCCAUUCUGGCAGUUUUUAGUGAGACUGUGUGGUAUUAUUGGAGGAAUUUUCUCAACAACAGGCAUGCUGCAUGGAAUUGGAAAAUUCAUAGUUGAAAUAAUUUGUUGUCGUUUCAGACUUGGAGCCUACAAACCUGUUACUUCUGUCCAGGAUGGCCACACAAACAACCACUUACCUCUUACAAAAAAUAGUAUUCAUAGCACCUCCUGAGAAGAGGGGAAACAUUUUUUUGCCUGACAGGAAAUCUUUUUUUAAUAAUAAAAUAUUGUGCAAUAUGUUCAAAGAGAAGAAAGUAUGAAUGGGAAGGAGAAAUCACACCUUAAAAAACCCAACAACCUUGUGUGUGUUGUUUCUGUUACAAAUUUGUUAGAAGAGGUCAUGAGGCCUAUCUUCUGAUUGAACCCAACAGAAGAAAUUCUGUGAAGAAAAUCCCAACUACUACUUUCACAGCAGAUGGGCAGUCAACAUUAAAAUCAGGCCAUUCUUAUUGGUAAGGUAGAUUCUUAAAGGGAAAAAGUCAAACUGCAUAUUAAUAAAAAAGUAGUAGACAUGGUGAAUCCCUUUAUUUUUAUAAAGGCAUGUUGGAAUUAAAACAUGUAUAAAAUUAGUCCAGACAUUGAAAAUAAGUUGAUCAGUCCCUCUGUCAAUAAAGGAAAGGAACCAGAAAUAGCUCCUAUGAUAUAGCCUUAUUCGUAUUAAGCCAUAUUAAUACAAAAAUUCCAUUAAUUAAGGCUGAUCUAAAAUAAGAAAUAUGACCUAAUUGCUUUUCAUUGUAAUUGGAUCUUUUAAUUACCUAACAUUGCUCAAGCCAGGAAGAAGAUAAAAUCAAAAGUUACUAUGAUGAUACUGAUGCUUAGAAAUGUAACUAAGCAAUACCUUAGUGACAGAAUUUGAACUCUUUUGGAUGGUAGUAGGGAAAUCUAUUCCUUUGAAAGAAAGUGCUGUUUUUCCUGAUUUGAUCAAUUUCUUUCUUUGCAAAAAGUUUAUAGCUAAACAUAAAGUUUAAGGAGUUAAGACAUGGGCUUGUUAUAUUUAUAUCUGUGCUAUGUUGAUUUAGUUAAUUUAUCCAGACAAUAUAAAGUUGAAGAAUAAGUCAAAAGGAACCAGCAUUAUGCUUAAAAGAAAAGAUGCAGGGGUUGUUAGAUACCAAAUGAAGGAAUGUGAUUUGUUACAUAUACGAACUUCCAUUUCCUCUUCUGUAAAAUGUGAAUGGGGUAUGACUAAAGUCACUUUCCGUUCUAAAAUUUCAUGAGACAAAGAAACAGAUUGCUUUAUUAAUAUUAAGAAUGGCAGGCCUUAGAUUUACAUUUCUGAGGAGUGUAGAGUUUGUAGCUGUAACCUUAAGCUGAUUAAAAACAGCAGUAAUAAAUAAAAUUAAAGGUAAAAAAAGACCUGUAAUUUGAACUGCCAUUCAGAACUAUAUUUUCCUUCAAUAAACAUGUGAAACUUUAGUUUUCCUUUUGUAAUAAAUACUUAAGGACUUUGGAGGAAGAUUUAUUCAUUCCCAAAGUUCUAACCAUUAAGAGAAAAGGGAAUGUGGAAAUCUUGCAGGUAAGUAAUAGCCCAAAUCAGAAAUAUGCUACUAUAAUGAACUGGGAAAUAAAUGGUGACUUUGUAUGGAAUGGUAUAUUAGAAGGUGAUAAACUAAAAGUUAUAUUAAGAAAAAAGGUAGGGGAAGGGAAUUGCCCUUUUGGAAAAAUAGUGUUGAUAAUCUUUCGUAAUAUGGGAAAGCAAGUAAAUAUUUCCUGAAGGAACUAGAUUGAAGUAGAAUUCACAUCUAGUAAGUACUUUGCAGAAAGUAAAAGUGUACUGCCUUGAUAAAUAGUGCAUUAAAAAAAGUAGAAGCCCCUUAAUUAGCUCAUUUUAUUUCUUCUUAAAAAGAGUUUGACCCUAGGAUUUUAGAGUCAUAAAUGACCCUUAUUUAGAUUCUGCAUAACAAAGUAUUAGAAUUUUAUUUUAAAGAAAAAUUUGUAGCAUGAACUUUAUUAAAAUAUUGGGAAAAAAUCAGAAGGUAUUUAUACAAGGUUUUGAAUGACUUUAUCCAUUAAAAUGCAGUUUAGUUGUUUUGUUCCUCUUAUCCAUCUCUAUCCCCUGAGGGAAAAAUGUGAACAAAUCAACACCCUUGAUACACUAACUUGGUUUCAGGAGUAUAGGAAACAUGGCAUAUAGUUUUUUUUUAAAGGCAGUUAAAAAUCGCUUAAAUAAAGUUUUCUUCUUUCUAUCUUACUUAAAGGUUUUGCAGAUAUCUCUUACUUUCAAGAAUGUAUUUGUCUAGAGCAAGUAGAAUUGUUAAUUUCUCCGAAUCCUGUUUUCCCACUGACUUUCCCCAAUUAUUAAUCCUUUUGAAAAGUUAUUAUAAGGGGAUACCUGGGAUACCUGCUUGGUAAUUGUUAGAAUCAGAGAAGUACAUCUGUGAGAAGUUGUUCUCAACAAGUAGUUUUUUCCCUUGUACUUUUUCUUCCUAUAGCAACUUUCCCCUUAACCUGGAUCUUUCCUUUAGGUCUUACAACUGUAUCAAUCCUUUUUUUGCCUAGAUUUUAAAAAUGUCUUAAAAGAGAAUGUCUUAAAAGCAGAAGUAUUAACUUUUGUCUGAUAUUAUCCAGAUACCACUAACAUGAUGUAUUUAUAGUUUGAGAAUUCUUUGACACUUCAUUUUCUAUAAAGUUAGUUUGUCCUUUAUUUCAUCAGUUUUGUGUGUUGGCUCAAACAAUAGCUCUGUAAGUUUUCUGGAUAAAAAUGAACUACUUACACUUAAGUAGUUACUGCUACAUCUAUUAAUCCUCAGAUCUUCCUCUUAGAAACAUGUCACAGCAUAAACAAUAUAAGCCCAAGAUAGAAAAAUUCUAUGAUUAAAAAAAAAAACAUAUCAAUGUGAACAAACAUGUCUUGAAUCCCUAAUUUAAAUUUUAAAAAUAAUUUAAAAAUUAACAAAUUUCCUAAAAUAUUGCAUGUUUUCUCUAUAUCUGUGCUCUCCUCUUUAACAUCAAUAAUUCAAGAAUGAUACUUGAAACGGUUUCUACUACUGUACUAUAAUCUCCUUUGUUUAAGUCUAAAACUUAAGUUCAUGUUCAAGGUACACACAUUUUAAGUAGUUUAAGAAGAAUUUUUAAACUGAGCUUUAGGAAACCAUCCUUUUAAAGUAGGACUUAAGCAUUUCAUGUUUUGGUUUCAGUCCCGUAUGGCUUUCCUCUUCAAUUUUUGGAAUUAAGACAGUGGUUUUUCCACCACCUUUUUUGGUGCUUCCAAAAAAGGGACAAUGUACAUCAUUUCUGGAGUUUUUUGUGUGCUUUACAAAAGUGUGCCAAACCCUGUGUUCUCACUUUGGAGUCAAUAGUUUUUUGUUUUUAAUUUUUUUAAACCUCAGGUGUUUAAAAAACUUCUGGUGUUUUUCCCUGAAACAUUUAUACACAACGACGAGGUGAUUUUGUAUUGUUCCACAAACAGACACCAAAAUGCCUUGUUUUUAGUUAGUUGGUUUGGGGUUUCAAAUUGUCUUGUUUUCUGUUGGUUUGCUUGUGUUUUUUUUUGUUUUUGGGGGGUUUUUUUAGGGAUAAGUAGGAAGAAUUGAAAAAAUGUUUAAAAAUCUCGUGACCUAGGACACUUGGAUUAAAUAAAAUGGUGAACUAUCAAAACAA